Nannospalax galili (Upper Galilee mountains blind mole rat) is the source of this 3997-nucleotide messenger RNA. It is a transcript of the gene CUNH18orf54, whose product is annotated as chromosome unknown C18orf54 homolog. The record is from RefSeq and is a predicted model, not a curated record. The transcript is spliced from 9 exons. NCBI's taxonomy places the organism in Eukaryota, Metazoa, Chordata, Mammalia, Rodentia, Spalacidae. The coding region runs from base 227 to 1828 and encodes 533 amino acids.
GCGGGUGCCGCGCCCCGCCUGUGACGGCCCAGGAACCUGCGGGCCAUGAAGGGGCGGUGUCCGGCUGUCAUGUCGCCGGGUCCCGGCUUGAGUUUUCGGCGGACAGUCUGCAAGUGUGCACUUUGAAGAUUCAGCUGCACGGUGGAUUUGAUUUUGGAGAUUGGAGCUGAAUUGUUUGCGAAGGGAAUGUUUUUAAUGGAAAUGAGUAACUCUUUCUGAGAAAGCCAUGGCAAAAUCAAGCACAAAGCACAGAGUUUGUUCUCGGGCCUCUUCAGUGUCUUCUCUCCUGGCAAGCUGCAGCCUGAGUGGUGGUGGUUCCUCCAAUUCUGACGACUCUUUUUGGUUGAAGGGCAAGCUCUACCGCUCUGCUUCUGAGGCUCUGCAGGCCUACAUUCAUGAUUUCGAUCUAAGCAGAGUACAUCCUGCCACAAGCACUGGCAAAAUAGAUACCAGCAAAGGUUCUGUUACCGUGCCACGAUUUUCCAGCUAUAAGCACAAACCAAGCAAUGCUUUUGAGAAUCUUGAUCACAGACAGCACUCACACUCCUUGUCCUAUAGAAGAGAGAUUAUUAAUGAUAUGGACUCCAUUAGCCUAACAACGGAUGAUUUGUUAAGACUGCCAGCAGAUGGAUCCUUUUCUUUCACUCAUGUUAGAUCUGGUUAUCGGCCAAGCAAGAAAAACAAGAAAUACUUUGGAAGAUUGGAUUCAUCGGACAUUAAAAAGAAUCUGAAUUUUCAUGUAUCCUCUACUCCCAUGAGCAAAGAUAACUUAGUCACUUUUGAUGUAUAUACACAUGUAAAUGGAAAGAAAUGUGGUGGGCCCAGAACUCCAAAGCUUAUGAAUAGAAAUAGUAAAUGUGUUUUGGAAUCAUCUUUGUCAUUUCCCAAGGAAUCAUCUUUCAAGGACAGUUCAGAGCACAGUGCUGAAAAAAAUUAUCCAAGAUGGCUCACUAGCCAGAAAUCUGAUCUUAAUGUUUCAGGGGUAACCAGUAUACCUGAUUUUAAAUAUCCAAUUUGGCUCCAUAAUAAAGACUUGCUACCUGAUGCAGAUAGUCAAAGGGCUUAUAAAUUAUUCAAAGAAGAUGAAUAUUCCCCUAUACUUAGUCACCAGACACAAAGAACUUCUCAGCUUACAGAUAAAGUCGAUUGUUUCGAAUAUUCUUUUGAACCUUCAAAUUUUACAGAUUCUUUCAGAGAGGGUAAAGAAUUAGUUAAUGAAUAUAAAUAUGAUACUGAGCACACUCAAUGUCAGUGUGAGAAUCCGUUUCUCCCAGGACAAUCUCAAAAGCCAUUCAGUGGUGACAAAAUUGAGUUGCUUAUCCUGAAGGCCAAGAAAAAUCUCAGGCAGUGUACUGAAGACUUACCAAAGCCUAUGACCAAGGAUGACAGCCCUUGCUCACUAGAUAAACUCGAAGCAGAAAGAUCAUGGGAAAAUGUUCCUGUUACUUUCAAAUCUCCUGUCCCUGUUAAUGCUGAUGACAGUCCUCAACAGAGUUCAAGGGAAACGUGCAUUAAAGAGGUUCUUGAAGAUUGUUUAAAUAAUGAUAAUCAGAACUCUACCCUAUCUGGAGGCAAACAUCAUGGUCCUGUGGAAGCCUUGAAACAAAUGUUAUUUAACCUUCAAGCAGUACAAGAAAGUUUUAAUCAGAAUAAAACUACAGAAACAAAAGAAGAGAUUAAGCAAGUUUUAGAAGAUGAUUUCUCUAAAUUACAAUUGAAGGAAAAUAUGAUUCCUAUUACUACAUCUCUUCAAAAGGCUUUACAGCAUUUAUCUUGCCUGAGAGACCUGGUUGAUGACACCAAUGGGAAGCAGUCACUGAAAAUGUGAAGAGGGAAAGAAAACUUGGCCAAAUAAAUAGUCACCAUAUGAUGAAUUAUGGAGUUUUUUGCUAUUACUUAAACUGGCAAAGUAAAUAUUAAGGCAUACAUUAUUCUGUGACUGGACCUAGUAUACGUCUAAAAGUCUAUACUUCAAAUGCCCACAGGCCUGAUUUUGUGCCACAAUACUAGAGUGUAAACUGGACAACACCAUAAUGUAUCCUAAAGCAUUACUUAGAUCUUCAAACCAGAAAAUGUUUAUUUCAAACAUGGAUGCUUUCUGUUUUUGCCACUUACCAGACUCACACACUGUGUGUGUGUAUGUGUGUGUGUGUGUAUGUAUAUAAAAUAUUUUAUAGACAUUGCUCUUUUUUAUGUAUUUUGAGAAAAUGUUAAAUAGGAAAGAUUAAGUUGCUUCAAAUUUUUAAGUGAGUAUAAAAAUGUAAUAUAUUUAAAGGGUAUGUGGAGAUGGUUCUGUUGUUAAACUGCUUGCCUUGCAAACAUGAGGACCUGAGUUCAAUCCCUAGAACCCAUUUUUUUUUUGUUGUUGUUGUUUUGUUUUGUUUUAAAGCCAAAUGUGGUGGAACAUUCUUGUAAUUCCAGCUUGGGGAGGCAGAGACAGGAGGGUCCCUGGAGCUUGCCUGCCCGCCAGCCUAACCCAGCGAGUGAGCUCAGCGGUGACACCCAAAGUUGUCCCCUGGCUUCCACAUGAAUGUGUGUGUGCACACAAUACACCAAAUGAUUUCAGAAUGUUUUAGAACAAGGGAUAAAGAUUUGAUCAAUAUGCAGAGUCAGGACUAAAGUGUAUUGUCUUCACUAUCAGGCCUUUAAACCACAGGCCUGAUUUUGUGCCACAACAGUAGAGUGUGAACUGGACAACACCAUAAUGUAUACUAAAGCAUUACUUGGAUCUUCAAACCAGAAAAUGUUUUUUUUUUUUUUAAUUCUCCCUUUUUCCUGUGACAAUGUAUCAUUCAGCUUCAUAGAAAUUUCUGAACAAAUUGAUGAGCUGUCUUUUUGAAGUUGUUUUGGUGUAGGUCUUUCUAGUUGGAUUAUUUCUUGCCAAAUUUCUAAAUCUUGGAUUUUUCUUGGUAUUGUGUAGUUUAGGCUAAUAUCUUGUUUUAAAUUACAUGUAAUUAUAAAAAAUUUCCCAAAGAAAAACCAUAACAAGAUUCAUUAUUUGUCCUGUGUUUUAAAUAUAUGGACUUCAUAGUAUUAGAUUUGAAUUUUUGUUUAAUUUUUCUGUUUUACCCUUCACUCUAUAUUUAAAAUCCUCUUUGGUGGAAGUACUGUCAGGCACAGGGUUUAUUCUUGAUGUGUGUUCUGAAUCUGGACAAAUGUACAGGAGACAUGUAGCCACCAUUAUGGGAAGUCUCAUACAGUGUUGUGGUUCCUUUAAUGUCCUCUGUUCUCUUAUUCAUCUCUACCUCAAUCCCACACAAAACUUUAAAAUGACAUAAUUACAUGUAUUUUAGAACAUUUCUUUUUUGAUGUUUUUGUUGCUUUUUAAAAAAUAGGAUCAGCAAUUGUGUAACUAUUAUGGGUGGACAUUGCUAUAAGCUUUAUGAUUACUUGAACACUGAGAAAGUGGAGACUUAAAAUUUUUUUAAUGUUUCCCAUUUUAUCAAACACACAGUCUGUUCCACAGAUGUGAGACUAAAUCAAGGACCCCUUUCGGUAUCUGAUUGUCAUAGUUUCUUCAGCUGCUACAAUAAAAUACCCAAGAGUGGGUAAUUCAUGGAGGGAUAAAGUCAGGUUUCAGUUCUGGAGGCUGGGAGGUCAUGUCAAGAUGCUGGCAUCUUUGACUAGCUUGCUGUUGAGGGUUGCUAUGUGUCCAAAUGGUGUCUUUCAUAUGCCAAAGGAGAAUGCUGUGUCUUCAUGUGGCAGAAAGGACAGAAGAUGGAAGUGACCAAAUUGCCUAGGUCAAAUCCUUUUAUAAGGAAGGAUGUUAAUCUAUUUGUGAGGGCAAUUCCUCCUGACUUAAAUACCUUCCAUAAAGCUCCAUUUUCUGAUACUCUUGAGUUGGGAGUUAAGUUUCAGUAAAUGAAUUUGGGGGGAAUACAUUCAGAACAAAACAAUGGUGUUGCAUUGUAUUACUUUGAGCCUGAUGGCAACAGUUUGUCUAAUCUAGAACAAUUAUACGUUGAUUAAAAACAUGAAUUUCUCUCAGCUAUUGUGA